This is a messenger RNA of Lonchura striata (white-rumped munia), 1159 nucleotides long. NCBI's taxonomy places the organism in Eukaryota, Metazoa, Chordata, Aves, Passeriformes, Estrildidae. The record is from RefSeq and is a predicted model, not a curated record.
ACUCUGAAGUGCGCUGGGGCAAAGCUUCGGAGUAAGCGAAAAAGUGCCUGUGCUGCAGCUCAGCAAAGGGAUGGGUCGGAGCCCGGCGGCUCCGGAGAGCCAGAGCCGUGCCGAGCCCCUGGGCGCGGCUGUGGCACUCGUGAACACGCGCGGCGCGGUGCGAGCCGGACGGGCUCCCCCGGCAGAGCGGUGACCGUGCCCGGGGCUCCGAGCCAGGCCGGGGGCUCCGAGCCAGGCCGGGGGCCCUCUGGAGAAAUAGGUGCGAUCGCCCCGGUGCCGGCCCGUGCCGAGCUGCUGUGAGCGGGGGGAUCGCGGCGGAGCGAUCUGCCCUGCCCUGCCCUGCCCUGCCCUGCCCUGCCCUGCCCGCGCAUCGGCCCCACCGGGGGUCCAGCCCCCGCGGUUCGGGGGUCACCGGUGGGCACGGCGAAGGUUGCGGCGACACGGGUGUAUGACAGCCGACAGGACACCGCGGUGCAGACACCACUCUACGGCCAUGCAACACGGGGGACAGAGCCGGGACAGCCUCUGCGCUCACUCACCGGUGCUGGCUCAGGGCAGGGCAGGGCUGCCCGCCGCUUCCGCGCAUCCCCGCCGCCGGCCGAGCCCCGCUCCGCUCCGGGCGCGCUGCCGCCGCAGGAGCGGCCGUUCCCGAGCGCUGUGACCGCCGGUGCGCAGCCGGGGCUCCGUCCGCCCGCCCUCCCGGCCGGCUGCGCGGAGAGGAUGGGAUGAGAUGGGAUGGGAUGGGAGCGGAGCGGCCGCCGCAGGCCGGGCUGCGGGAGCGGGAGCGGUUGCCAGGACGCCGUCACCAUGGGAACGCGCUGCCGCCCUGGCGGGGGGAGCCCUUCGCAUCGCCCCCUCCUCGCAGCUAUUCCGCGGCAGUGCCGAUCCUGGGGAAGCGGGGAGGGACGGGAAGGACCCCGCAAACAGCGGCGCUCCCUGCGGCACGGGGGGCGAGCGGCGGGGAUGGAGCGGGGGCCGCGCCGCGCCUCCCGCGCCAGCAAACGCCGGCCUCCAGACAGAAAGUUCGGUGGUGACGAACAGCGGUGACUCGGAGUUUCUGGUGGUGCAGAGGAGCCGAGAGUAUGACCGAAAGCAUGGGUUUUUCCAGAGCCUGUAUCAAAUCCUGUCAGAACACAUUAUUAAAAUCAAUGACAAAUAU